This is a messenger RNA of Schistosoma turkestanicum, 1364 nucleotides long. Lineage: Eukaryota; Metazoa; Platyhelminthes; Trematoda; Strigeidida; Schistosomatidae. The record is from the annotation of a GenBank genome assembly.
AGUGAUUGUGGCACACCUCUCUUUGGUAGUUCGUCAUACUUCCCACUUGAUUCUAGUCAGAUUGCUUCCGCUCAUGAAAUGUAUCAGAACUUGUCAUUGUACACUAAUACGAAUGCAGGUGUUAUUACUAUUAAUGACGAUGAGGAAGUUGAUGAAGAUACUCAAACUGAUAGAUCACCUUUGCAAUUUUCAAAUGAUUUGAAAGAUCACUUAAGAUUUAAACGAAUGAAUCCAACAGACGUGUUCCUAAAAGGAUUACUUUCACCCGAACCAUCACUCGCGAUAGUGCCGUUUAAUCCUGAUCGCCUUAAAGGUUUACUUCCUCCUGAUUCUUCAGAUCAAACACCAAACGAAGAAAAUUCGGACACUAAAGUAUUACCAACUAGUCAAAUGCUCGAUUCUCCUACUAUGUUCCCCACCUUUUCUCCUACAUUUAAUAACAUUUCAUGCAUGGAUAUCGAUUCAGAUGUCAAAGGAUAGAAAAAAUAUACUAUAGUUUUUAUUUUAGCAUACAAAUCGGGUGUACAGUUACAGUGAAUAAUCUAUGCAUUUUCUGGUGUUACUAUAUUCAUGAAGUGGACGUAUAAAACAUAUGACACAACUUGCCUUCAAUUAUAGUCUUUAUAUUAUUUGUUGCUUAUAAACUUGUUAAUAUAUUUUUUGCUAUACUACUUUUUUGACACAGUGCACAAAUAUACUGUUGGUUCUUGUAAUAUUUAUUUUUGUAAUAAUCAUUGUAUAUGCACGCUACAUAUUCUUGAUUACUUUCUGUUUAGAGAAAAAUAUAAACAAAAUUUUGUUUAUUUCUUCUGUGUUGGAUAUAUGUGAACACUAAUUCAAUUUCAAUUGUAAAAUAUUAUUAAAACUAGUGAUUCCAACCCAAAUUAUCCGUAACACUUUGAAUUUUGCCAGAUAUUUGUUUGAAUUACAAUAAAUCACACUUUUACUAUAAAGAGAUUUGUAAAAUUUGUAACUGAUUGAUUGACUUUUGUGUAUAGUUUAGAAAUAGAAAACACUCAAACCUAGACAGGAUUCAUUCCUAUAUUAUUUUUAGAUGGAAUAGCUUAAAUCAAUAACACUUUAAAAGUGUUGUGUAUUUUAGUGUGAAAUAAAAUAAAUUUCUUGAUAAUAUUGAGUAAAACUUGAAAACAUUUCAAGAGUUACUUGUAAUUUUGUUCUAAUUCAGUUUUUCUGUUCAACAAGCCUACUUAUUUUCCACUGUACUUACAAAGUCUAUUUAUAUUUCUUACUCUCAAUUGAUGAAAACAAUCGAAAUUGCAAAUAAACAUAGCGUGUCAAAAUGAUUGUGUACGUAGUAAUUCUUUUCCACGCUCUAUAAUCCAAAAAAGUGUAGCAUUGCCUCA